CUCACAUCAUCCACAGGAUAUGGCUACGCUCGGUGAUCAGGCUGUGCUCCAAGCCAUCUUCAACCCCAACAACCCCUUUGGUAACAAUCUUGGGUUGGAAGCAGAGGUAGAAUUAACCGAUGAUGAUAGCAAGUUUGAUCCAGUCCUAGUGCAACAGGCUAAAGACUUGGAACUGCAGGGAAUUUCCCAGGCAGAGUCUGGGAAUGUGGAUGCAGCUGUGGAAAUAUUCAGUCAGGCCAUAGCAAUCAUUCCUGAGCGAGCAUCUGGCUACAACAACCGAGCACAAACUCUGCGGCUGAAAGGAGACACGACAGGAGCGAUGAGUGACCUGAACAAAGCAGUGGAGCUGAGCAAAGGAAGAGGAUGGACAGCCAGCCUAGCACUGGUCCAGCGAGGUCUCCUCUACCGACUCUAUGGACAAGACCAAGAGGCACUGCAGGACUUCAGACAGGCGGCGGAUCUUGGCAAUGGGUUUGCCAAGAGCCAAGUGACCCUCAUGAAUCCCUAUGCAGCUCUUUGCAACCGUAUGUUGGCCAAGAUGGUGGCCAACCUCAGGAAUCCAGAACCCCCUGUGUGA
This is a messenger RNA of Carcharodon carcharias (great white shark), 577 nucleotides long. It is a transcript of the gene ttc36, whose product is annotated as tetratricopeptide repeat domain 36. Gene Ontology annotation, molecular function: protein binding. The transcript is spliced from 3 exons. The record is from RefSeq and is a predicted model, not a curated record. Bases 20 to 577 code for a protein of 185 amino acids. Lineage: Eukaryota; Metazoa; Chordata; Chondrichthyes; Lamniformes; Lamnidae. Gene Ontology annotation, biological process: cilium assembly.